This is a messenger RNA of Penaeus vannamei (Pacific white shrimp), 3214 nucleotides long. RefSeq names its product cAMP-dependent protein kinase type II regulatory subunit (gene Pka-R2). Gene Ontology annotation, molecular function: cAMP-dependent protein kinase inhibitor activity; cAMP binding; protein kinase A catalytic subunit binding. The record is from RefSeq and is a predicted model, not a curated record. Gene Ontology annotation, cellular component: cAMP-dependent protein kinase complex. Lineage: Eukaryota; Metazoa; Arthropoda; Malacostraca; Decapoda; Penaeidae. Gene Ontology annotation, biological process: negative regulation of cAMP-dependent protein kinase activity.
GCGGUAAUCCGCCGCUGACGCUGGUGAAGGCAAGACCCUCGGCGCCUCGCUCCCGCCGCCUCGGAAAGCGCCGUCACGACUUGGAACUCGGCUGUUGUCGACUCUGACGCGGUUUAGGGAGUGUUACUGGAAGGGCGAAGGACUUUGGAACGUGGCGAAAGGAAGAGGGAAAUAGGCCGAAAGCGAUGCAUACACAGGGCGUGAGUGACUGAUUGAUAGGUCCCAGCCAGUCGGUGUCUAAAUCCCGUUGUAAACACGCGCCGCAGCAUCAGUCGGGAAGCAAAACUUGUGCGGAAUGUGCACUCGAAUUUGCUGAAUCAGUGAGUGUCGGUCCCCCUUCAGAACUAUAAUUUUCCCACCUGCAGUUAGUCGGCAGCCGCGUCUCCCACACUGCCUAGAAGACACAGUGCUCAAGGAAAUUUUGGAACCAGAAGAAACUCCGUGAUUUUUAUCGGAAUCCUGACAGUGGAAAACAGAGUCGGUGCAUAGAAGGGAAUUAACGUGAGCGUGUGAGUGUGACUUGCCAUUUAGCGUUCGAGAUUAAUUUUGAAAGAAAUCGGUUAUUGAACCAAACCUAGCGGUUCGUGCUCAGAACGACGUUAGGUUUAACACUGAACUCCAGGUGUACCAAAGAAAAAAAAACAAACAUCAGUGCGGAGAGAUACACAUCUCACUCGAUUGUAAAACCCAGGUGCUGUAGAGUGCAGUACACAACACAAGUCAUCCGCAUGUAUCCUAUAGCACUUUGCUACAUGGAUAUUGUAACAGCAAUGCCGGUCACCUGUUACCCAAUCAGAGACUUCACAGAACCACCGCUGAACCGGUUCACGCGACGGAAGUCAGUGUUCGCGGAGGCCUAUGACCCAGAGGAGGACGACGACGACGGAGAGAGGAUCAUUCACGCCAAAUCGGACGAGCAGAGACAGAGGUUGUCCGAAUCCGUCAAAAACAUCUUCCUCUUCAGAUCCCUCGACCAUGAUCAAAUGGGCGAGGUGCUGGACGCAAUGUUCGAGAGGAAGGUGACUGCAGGGGAAAAUGUCAUCAAGCAAGGCGACGAUGGAGAUAACUUUUAUGUUAUAGAAUCGGGCGUCUUCAAUAUCUAUGUGAAGACUGAUAGUGACUCAGAACCACGAUUAGUCGGGAAGUAUGACAACGCAGGUAGCUUUGGAGAACUGGCACUAAUGUACAACCUGCCCCGAGCUGCCACUAUCCAAGCUGUAACCCCAGGAGCUCUGUGGGCCAUGGAUCGCCAGACCUUCAGGAGGAUUCUGCUCAAGUCUGCCUGUAAGAAGAGGAAAAUGUAUGAGUCCCUCCUUGAGAAUGUGCCCAUGCUGAAAACCCUGGAGAAAUAUGAAAGGAUGAAUCUGGCUGAUGCCCUGGUGCCAAAGGUGUACAGUCCAGGUGAGCAGAUUAUCAUGCAAGGAGACUCGGCAGAUGGCAUGUACUUCCUUGAGGAUGGCACUGUGCGCAUCACCAUGACCAACUCAGAAAACCAGGAGAAGGAGAUCAGUCGAGUUUCAGUUGGUGGCUAUUUUGGGGAGCUUGCUCUGGUGACCAAGAAGGCACGAGCAGCUUCAGUGUAUGCAUGUGGGAAAGCCAAACUUGCUUUCCUUGAUGUGGAAGCCUUCGAGCGCCUCCUUGGACCUUGCAUGGAUCUGAUGAAGCGUAAUAUCGAAGAUUAUGAAAACGAACUCCUUAGGAUCUUUGGCUCGAAGGCUAACAUCUCUGACAUCCGAUGAAGAACCUCCUCCAUUUCGUAGCUCACUCGACGGUCACCCAUGUUAAUGCGUCUGAGGGUGGUAGGUGAUGGAAAGGGGGAAAGGGUUAGGGGGGAUAUCUCCUCAUCCAUCCUAAACCAAGGUGAAAAUGAUGACCAAGAAAAUUGUGAAGGAGAUAUAUGAUGAUUCUGAAGAUGAUAUAAGGAGGAAUUUGAGAAAAAUAGAAGAAAAGAAUGAAUAUAUAACUAAAAAAGAUGAUAGUUGUAACCAUGUAGCUCAUGUUAGCUUGGGAUUCCUUAGUUUUCAUGCCUUUUGGCCUAAGUGAACAUAGAGGUUUAUUAAUAUCUCCUCUCUGUUUGUGAAUGGCUGUUCUCUCUUUCCAGUAAAGCAAACUGACUUUCUGUUCUUAUUUUUCCCCAGCUGAUUGAAAUGAAAAAAUUACUUGAUUUGGGUGAUUAGAACAUGUUUUCCUGUUUGGCAGUGCUAUAUGUUAUUUUUGUUUUUAAUGAUUAUGAAUUUAUAUUACCAUUGGAUCCUUGGCUGUCAUAUGUGUUAAUAUAUUGUUUCCCCUGUAAAAGAAUGCAAUUUUAAUUCUAAAUUCCAUAAUACAGUUUCCAUAGAUGGGACACCUCAGUCAUAUAGAGAAAUCUAUAUAUAUAUAUGAAUAUAUACAUUACAUAAAUUAUAUACACACAAUCUAAAAUUGCACCUCAGAAACCUUUGUAAAUUACCAAGAGCUUCCUUAGGUGCAAGUUUUUGACAUUUUAUGUUAUAAUGAUUUUCCUUUUUUUACCUCUAGCCUUGAGGUUGUCCCCUAUUCUUGAUUUUUUUUCCAUUUGACAAAUGAGAAAAUAUAUACAUAAAUAAAAAGAAAAAAGAAAAAAAAAUAGUUCUUCUAUUCUAAGAAGGAAUUAUUGUCAUUCUUACCUGUGGUUAUCUGUUAACAUUUAUGUAGAUUACUGUAAUUUUGUCUAGUGUAUAGAACUUGUGUUCUCUCCUCUAUUUUAAUUCAUGUUGGUGAACUCCAAGUCCCUGUAAAUUCUUGUGUGAUUUUUUGCCCUUUGAGAGGUGCUACACUUAAGAAUUAUACAUAUAUCAAAACUAUUAUUAUGUCUGGCCUAUAAUGUACUUUUUUAAAAACCAGCAUACUUUCAUAAAUUUUGUGGGGCCAAAAAAAAACAAAAAAAAAAAAAAAAAAAAAAAAGAAAGUGAGAAUGGACAAGAAAAAAACAAAAAUAUAAGUAAAAUUGUGUAAUAGCUAUAUCUUUCUCUAUAUUUUUUCCACGUUACUUAAGUUCACAUUAAGAAAGAAAAGAGGCCUUUUGUUUCAAUGGUUCGGGUGGUUAUGUGUAACUGAGAAAAAGAAGAAAAAAAAAAUUAUAUAUGUGCCUCGUCUUUAAUUUCUCAGGAUUUACGUUAUUUUCCAAAAUCAUUUUUUAGUCCCCUGCAUCAUAGUCUGUAGAUAAUUAAAUGUACCCCAGUAAAAUGGUAGAGUC